AUGGGUAAGCCCAACAUGCUCGCGCCAACCCCUGAGUCUGUAGCUUUGGCCGCACAAGUUUUCGCCAUCCCGGAGCUGAUGGAACAUAAUCUUCUCACCCUGGCCAAGAUAGUGUCCAAUGACCCGCGUUACAGAGGCUUCCCAAUCUACGGGAUUGACGCCGACUACCGGCUCGAACCAGCUACCACAUUCGCACGAUGUCACAUGGUCAAUCGAGACUUCCAUGUCACUAUCUGCGGUUCGAGCAAGCUCCUCCGAGUCACAGAGUGCGCAUCCGACCACGACGGCCGUGACUCCUACACCAAUGCUCUUGGCUGGCUCUUCCAACAGCAGCUGAAACUCAAGUUCCGUGAUCUCAAGGAGCACGAAGUCUCGCACGACCCAACGUCAAGGCUUGGUCCCAAUAUGCCAAGGUACAAGAUCCGGUCGAUAGGAAACCGAGACGUGAAGACAUGGCACAACUUGAGAGAUUUCGGCAGCAGAAGGGCCAUGAGGAGGCGAGUUGGCGUUGUGUCAAGCUGA
This is a messenger RNA of Fulvia fulva, 522 nucleotides long. RefSeq lists its product as uncharacterized. The record is from RefSeq and is a predicted model, not a curated record. The transcript has a single exon. NCBI's taxonomy places the organism in Eukaryota, Fungi, Ascomycota, Dothideomycetes, Mycosphaerellales, Mycosphaerellaceae. The coding region runs from base 1 to 522 and encodes 173 amino acids.